Molecule: messenger RNA, 838 nt
Organism: Linum tenue
Lineage: Eukaryota; Viridiplantae; Streptophyta; Magnoliopsida; Malpighiales; Linaceae
Source: the annotation of a GenBank genome assembly
AUAAGAGCAAAAUCUAAUGAACAUUCCAAUCAUCUAAACUUAUAUUUGUUAUAGUUUCCACACACAUAAGAAGGAAUACCUUAUUAUCCACUACAUCAACUUCACACCUUGGAAAUGAGGAAUCUGCUUCAAUUUACGACAAUUGUUUUCAUGGUUUGUAUGUGCAUUACAGGGAGGGCGGAGAGCUAUAUGUUGAAUUAUGCGGAUCACUACUGCAGCCCCCUCGCGAUUGGAAAAGAUAGGCCGUUAGGCAGGCUGAGAAAACACAUCCUUGAGCACGUGGUUCAAGAUAAAUUUCAUCCUGGAUUUCGAAGACAUCAUGUUACAUGUACGAAACGGACUGAGGACGGAUACACAAUGUGGGCCCGAGCUCAAUGCGGUGAACCACACACCAUGAAUUGCCUUAAAUGUCUUGUAGGUGGUAUCAUCUACUUAGACAAAAAUUGCUUGUGGUUCAGCGGUGGACGUGUUAAAGAAGAUAGGGGGUAUUGUGCCCUACAAUUUGCUGAUUAUGAUAUUUGUGCUCAGUAAUUAUAGGUAGAUUAUAAGUAUCUACCCAAUAAUCAAUUUAUGGUUAGGGAGAAUAAUUUAGACAUAAUUUUAUCCGAUUGUACUUAGUUAGUGCACGGUGUUAGUCAUUUAGACAUAAAUCCAACUUUUGUGGUGUAUCGUCGUUAAUAUUUCGCAAGUUACAAGAAAUUAAUGACUCGUAUGCAAUUUUUCAGACCUGUAAUCUCUGUCCUAGCUCCACGUCUGGAAGCUAAUUUGUUGGAGCUUGAAAUUCCAUAAAUUAAUGCUAGUGUUACUUUUUUUAGUUCUUACAUUUUUUCAAUGUCGA